AUGGUGAAAACAUGCAAUGGCUGUCAGCGCUUUGCCAAGAAAAGGCACGCGCCGGCUUCCGCCUUGAAGACCAUCCCCAUCACUUGGACAUUCGCUUGGAUCGAGGCCAAGCCGAUCAAGAAGAUGGAUGGCUCCACAGUCGUCACCUUCCUCAAGGACAUCAUCAUCCGGUAUGGCUACCCCCACAGCAUCAUCACUGAUAAUGGCACCAACUUUACCCAAGGCGUCUUCUCCCGCUUCUGCGAGGAAAAAGGGAUUCAGAUGGACCUAGCGUCCGUGGCAUACCUCGAGUCCAAUGGGCAGGUGGAUAAAGCCAACGGCUUGAUUCUAGCCGGCAUUUGGCCCCGGCUGGUGGAUCUGUUAGAGCGAGCUGCCGGCUGCUGGAUUGAAGAGCUGCCCUCCGUACUCUAG
This is a messenger RNA of Lolium perenne, 411 nucleotides long. NCBI's taxonomy places the organism in Eukaryota, Viridiplantae, Streptophyta, Magnoliopsida, Poales, Poaceae. The record is from RefSeq and is a predicted model, not a curated record.